AUGGAUACACGUACCGAAAUCGCUCAAAUAUUUCACGGAACCUUUAUACAUUCGGUUUCCUUAGAUAAGUUGGAAGUUAUAAAGAAUGGGUUAAUGGGUGUAGACACACACGGUAGCAUUGCAUUUGUUGAGCGAGAGGUUGAUGUUUCGAAGAUUCAGGAAGUUUUAGCGAAGUUGGGAGUAGAAGGCGAAGAGAAGGGUCAAUUUCUAUUGCCUGGUUUCAUUGACACGCACACCCAUGCAGCACAAUAUCCAAACGCUGGCACAGGGAUGGACCUACCGUUGCUCCAAUGGCUAGACGAAUACACCUUUCCACUAGAAUCUUCAUUUUCUAUGCUUUCGUACGCUCAGAAAAUAUACCCGAUAGUCGUGGAUCAAUUAUUACUCAACGGCACAACCACUGCCGUAUACUUUGCAACCAUUCAUCUUGAAUCGAGUAAAUAUCUUGCGCAGGUCGCAUUCGAGAAAGGGCAGCGCGCAUUCGUGGGAAAAGUGAAUAUGGAUUGUAAUGCGCCUAAAAGUUUGAUUGAAAGUGUGGAAGAGAGUAUCCAAGAAACUGAAUCUUUUGUUCAAUAUACGUUAAGUUUGGAGUCUAAUGCAAAUAAGGUCGAUGAACACGAGAAAAAGGGUACACGAUUAGUGACUCCAAUUUUAACUCCGAGGUUUGCUGUGUCAUGUACCUCGAAAAUGCUGGAAGCUGUGGGUAAUCUUGCGAAAAAGUAUGAUGAUAUACCGAUUCAAUCACAUUUAUCGGAGAAUCGAGAAGAGAUUGCAUUUGUCCAGAAGCUGUUUCCCGACAUUGAGAAUUAUACAAAGAUAUAUGACGUGCAUGGGUUAUUAAAUGAUAGAUCUAUUAUGGCUCAUGGAAUUCACUUAUCCGAGUCGGAACGAGCAUUGAUCAAAGAACGGAACGCAGGCAUAUCACAUUGUCCAAAUUCCAAUUUCACUAUUUUAUCAGGUGUUUGUAAUGUACGUCAGUUACUAAAUGAUGGGAUAAAAGUUGGAUUAGGGACUGACAUGAGUGGUGGUUCGGCGAAAAGUAUACUGAAUGCCGUACAGAGUGCAAGUAUCGCUAGUCGAGUGAUCUCCAUGUCUAGCAGUAACAACGAAACAAAGAAACAUCUCUCGCUACCUGAACUCGUGUAUCUUGCUACAAUGGGCGGAGCACAGCUACUUAAUCUCGAAAACGUAAUUGGAAAUUUUCAAGUUGGAAAAGAAUUCGAUGCUUUGUUAGUCGACACUUCCACUUCGAUUGAUCCUGCUCCCUUUCAUGCUUUUGAAGGAAUUGAUGAUAAUGAUGUAUUGAGGAUAUUUGAAAAAUUUAUGUUUUUGGGAGAUGAAAGAAAUUUGAGAGCUGUUUACGUUAAAGGACGAAUGAAAGUCCAUGAGUAUAAGAAUAGUGGAAGGUGUCCGGUUUGUAAUAGUGAAAAUCAAAUUGCUAAUCUUUAA
Messenger RNA from Ambispora leptoticha, 1449 nucleotides. The record is from the annotation of a GenBank genome assembly. Lineage: Eukaryota; Fungi; Glomeromycota; Glomeromycetes; Archaeosporales; Ambisporaceae.